AUGGCGGACGUCUGUAUACGCCGUUAUCUGAGCGAAUCAGGUGAGAAGGAGGCACUGGAUGUGUUAAGAGAACAGCUACGUCAUCACAAGCGCGUUACGUCCGAUGACGUUCGUCUCGCAGUGCGUGCUGUUGCUAGUCAGGGAGGUACCGUGGCCAUUCCACCCGACUUCCCACCGUCUCGCUGGGUGUUCGAGUUCAAGCGCAUGCAUGGCUUUGUACAGCUCAAUAGCUUUGCGUUUGACACGUCAGCAGCAUCGUCGAUUAUUGGAGGAAAGACAGCGUAUGGAACGUCAAAGCGGGUGGAGAUAGCACCGCUACGUUCUGAGCCUGCAACGAUCGAACCAGGAUCCAAGAGUGAGAGGUGUACGAGCGCCAGUAACGAUAACAAGAGCAACAGGAUCAACAUUUACGACAAAAGUAGCAAUUGCACGAGCACUACUGUAGCACAAGGCAAUGGCAGCAGCGGCAACACAAGCAGCGACGACGGGAAGGAAAAGGGACUGAGCGACGACAACAAUCGCUCGUUGCUACCAAUGCUGUCGAAAGCUGCAGUGGCCUGUUCUGGCCCUUACCUUCCACUUCAAAAUGAGACGCACUGUCAGGCUCAGCUGCAGCACAGCUUCAGUCAGCGUCACCGACAGCAGCUGCAGCAGCAACAGCGUCGGGCCAUGAUCGUGGACGAACAUCGACGCGCUGGAGCGUGGUCGAAAGAAUGUACAACAGGACGGGAAGAAGCGCAUUUAGGGGCGAGUCAUGGUACUCUGAGCAACGAGACCAGUAAAAACAUUGGACUGGAUACUGGGUCAAGCGGUAGCUCUAGCGAUAACGGAUCAUACGGUGGAAGAGAUAUCAACGCGAUGCUGCCUCAGAUUCAACAGGUCAUGAUUAGCAACAGCAGCAGUAUGGACGAAGUCCAAGACUCGGCGUCCAACGCAUCAUCGUCCAACGAUAAGCGCGGUUACAAACUGAGCCACACGGUUCCAGUCGAGACCUGGGAGAAGGCCAUUGCGGCUGUCGAGCAGCAGGGCAUGAGUUUGCGCACGGCUGCUAAGAUGUAUGGCGUGCACUUUGCGGCGCUGCACCGGCGCGUGAAGAAGCGCACACAAGGUGGCCAGGGCAAUGGUAAUGACGGGUAUUUUCACCCGAAUGACGAGGCUGGAAUCAUGCGCGUGGUAGUGGCUCGUGCCGAGCUGGGUGUCUUGAUGACGUUUGACGAACUGAUGCGGCUGGUGGAAGCUGUGGCAUUGCGCAAGCUGCCCGAUAUCUCGGUGAUCUCGGCCCGGAAACUAUUGACGCGUUUUGAGUCUCGCAAUGCGCAGUCGAUCCGGCAUAUCAUUGAAGAUUGGCCUCCUCCACAACCAUAUAUGGAUGCGUAUUCAUCUGCAGGAGAAACUGUUCCACGCCAGUCCCAGCAUUCGAAGGAGUUUGAAUUAAAGCCAGAAUCUUCCGGUGUUUCUCUAUCUACAGUCGCUGGUACAACGAAUGAAGCUGGAAAUGCUGCCUCAGAUGUGGCAGACACAGCAAAGACGUCGUCUUCAUUUGUCUUACCGGAUCGUGUAAGUUCUCAAUUACCAAGCAUCCCUGGUCAAGUAAAAAUGCCUGGAAAAUAUGAUCAACACCAUGACACUGGACUCUCGAUGGACACUAAUGGAACUCCAAAUGAUCAAUUGAGUUUUGCAGAUCGUACACGCUCAGAAGGUGAUGAUAAUGAUCCUGUAAUAGUUGUGUAA
This is a messenger RNA of Peronospora belbahrii, 1731 nucleotides long. The record is from the annotation of a GenBank genome assembly. NCBI's taxonomy places the organism in Eukaryota, Oomycota, Peronosporomycetes, Peronosporales, Peronosporaceae.